Molecule: messenger RNA, 738 nt
Organism: Babesia bovis T2Bo
Lineage: Eukaryota; Apicomplexa; Aconoidasida; Piroplasmida; Babesiidae
Product: Ubiquinol-cytochrome C chaperone family protein
Exons: 8
Coding region: 14-685 (223 amino acids)
Source: RefSeq, a predicted model, not a curated record
GUACGUUUAUGUCAUGUUUAUCGGUCGUUUUUGGCGCUCUGGGAUUCGUUUUCCUCAGCUGCCUGUGCAGAAGUACCUAUUAGCAGUUCCUCCAGAGCGAGAUAGUACCUUUGCAAGGUUAAGACGGCUGUUUUCGAAUCCGCUGAUAAAGGUACAGCCAUUCGGUGUGUUAGCCCUAGCAAGGGGUGAAUGUCCAAGGCACCUCCAGGCAUUCGGCUUUGAAUCCAAUGAUGAAACUGCUAAACUUCUGCUAAGGAUUGUCCAUACGUGGAUAUUACAUCGCCGUAUGCAUACAGAGGGCAUGGACACUGAGAAGUAUAUGAUAUGGGAAUAUCUAUGGGUACACAUGCGCGAUAUUUUGGUUGCACAGGAGAUACACGAGUUGCAAUUUCGAGGCAACCUUGAAGAGAUGCAACACAAAACAUUGGGUUUCUGUCUAGUGCUAGAUGAAUCUUUAGAUGAGUUGAAUAAUAACGGUAAUAACCAGCUAUUGAAAGAAAUGCUAGUCCUAUACUUUUACGACAAGAACAAAAAAAUGCUUCAGUCCAUGCAAGUCCACCUGCUCAGCAAGUAUAUACUCUCUAUGGUUGAUUUCAUAGCGCAAGUACCACUGAGGGAGUUCCGCCACGCAGCAUUUACACUACCUGAAAUCGAUCAUUUUAUCGCAAUGGAAGGGAAAUCUUAGGAAAACGGCUUGACCUUUACGUGUAUAUAAAGGAAAACAGUAUCGCUCCACAU